This is a messenger RNA of Melitaea cinxia (Glanville fritillary), 691 nucleotides long. It is a transcript of the gene PTPMT1, whose product is annotated as phosphatidylglycerophosphatase and protein-tyrosine phosphatase 1. The transcript has 6 exons. The record is from RefSeq and is a predicted model, not a curated record. Gene Ontology annotation, molecular function: protein tyrosine/serine/threonine phosphatase activity; phosphatidylglycerophosphatase activity; phosphatidylinositol-4,5-bisphosphate 5-phosphatase activity. Lineage: Eukaryota; Metazoa; Arthropoda; Insecta; Lepidoptera; Nymphalidae. Bases 83 to 649 code for a protein of 188 amino acids. Gene Ontology annotation, biological process: protein dephosphorylation.
AACUCCCAUCGACAUUUCGUAACGGGACUAUACUUGAAUUUAAAUUUCUCCCCUCCAUGAAAACGAGUCAUCAGCUUUCACCAUGGCCACAGCGAUGUUCGCUCGAGUUACUUUCUAUCCCACACUCCUGUACAAUGUCCUGAUGGAGAAGGUGACGAGCAGGCGAUGGUACGAUAGAAUGGAUGAUACUGUUAUCCUGGGUGCCUUGCCUUUCCAAACGAUGACUAAACAGUUGAUUGAAGAAGAAAAUGUAAAAGGAGUCGUUUCUAUGAAUGAAACGUACGAGUUGAAGAUAUUCUCGAAUGACGCCGAGAAAUGGCGGGAACACGGUGUCGAGUUUCUCCAACUGGCCACGACUGACAUCUUCGAAGCCCCUGACCAGGACAAGCUUUAUGAAGGCGUACGAUUUAUUAAUCGCUUCCUACCAAGUGACAACAAGCCGGCCACGGAGCAGGGUCGAGUGUACGUACACUGCAAGGCAGGCCGCACGCGUAGCGCUACCCUCGUCGGCUGCUAUCUCAUGAUGAGAAACGGUUGGUCGCCACAAGAAGCAGUAGAACAUAUGAAAGCCAGACGUCCACAUAUACUCCUUCACACGAAGCAGUGGCAAGCACUCGAUAUUUUCUACAAAACACAUGUACAGACAUAACCAUACUGUUGUAUAGAUAAUAUAUAGAUAUAUUAACAUAUA